AAAGUGCAUUGUGGGUCAUUUUAAGAUGGCCGCGCCCAUGAUGAUUUAGAUACCCUUCUGAGUGUUUCUUAGCAUAUUUAUUAAACGUAAAAAUACAUCAAAAUAUAUUCUGAACUACCUCUGUACAGUUUUGAUCAUGUUUUACUUUUUACUUAGUGGUAGCUUAAAAUGCAGUACCAGGGCACCGUUGCGCUUUUUAAAUUCUCGGCUAAAAUCAGUCGAUUUAAGCAGGAAUAAAAGACCAAGUGCACACUGGACUCAAGUUUCCAAUGCACGUAGCACUGCCAGUAAGACCAGCAAUGCCAUCGUCCGUCUCUGGGGUCAGACGCAGAGAGUGCUCAGGCAGUCCACUGGACGGGCCUCUCAGUUCCCAAGGGUCACACUUGGAUUUAUUGUGGGUCCUGCUGCCCUGACGGUCACCGCUCGGCUGUUCGCCAGUGUUGCCUACUGCCAGGUGGACCUCAAUAACAAUGACUCGGUGGAAGACAAAUCUAGAGAAUCUCAGCCAGAGUUCAACUGGGCUGUUCUAUGGGAGUUUGUCAGGCCCCAAAUCCUUGCUCUUCUAGGUGCAAUUGUGCUUGCUUUUGGGGCAGCCUUCCUGAACAUUCACAUCCCUUUGAUGCUCGGUGAUUUGGUGAAUGUGGUGGCCCACUACGUGAGAGAGCAUGCUGGGAACUACAUCGGGGAGGUCCGAGGCCCCGCUCUGAAACUUUUGGGACUCUACGGGUUACAGGGCCUGUUGACCAGUGGUUACAUUAUUCUUCUCUCCAGGGUAGGGGAGAGAGUGGCGGCGGACAUGAGAAAAAGCCUCUUCCUUUCCUUGCUCAGGCAAGAUGUUGCAUUCUUUGAUGCCCACAAGACUGGACAGCUGGUGAACCGCUUGACUGCUGAUAUUCAGGAGUUUAAGUCUUCAUUUAAACUGGUUGUUUCUCAGGGUUUGCGAAGCGUCACCCAGACGGUGGGGUGCUUUGUGUCCCUCUACAUCAUCUCUCCGAAACUCACGGGCCUGAUGGUGGUGGUCAUGCCCUGUCUGGUGGGGACAGGGGCUCUCAUUGGCUCCUUCCUGCGACGGCUCUCCCGGAAGGCUCAGGAGCAGGUUGCCAUAGCCACAGGAGUGGCGGAUGAGGCCCUGGGCAACGUACGCACAGUGAGAGCCUUUGCCAUGGAGGACCGGGAGAUGCAGAUGUUUUCCACUGAGGUGAAUAAGUCAUGUGACCUGAAUGAAGCUCUAGGAACAGGAAUUGCAGUUUUCCAAGGGCUGUCAAAUGUCGCACUUAACUGCAUUGUCUUGGGCACCAUUUUUGCAGGCGGGCACAUGAUGGCUGGUAAUGAGAUGUCUCCAGGGGACCUCAUGUCUUUUCUUGUGGCAUCACAAACCGUGCAGAGGUCCAUGGCCAGUAUUUCAAUCCUGUUUGGACAAAUGGUUAGAGGUAUUAGCGCUGGUGCCCGUGUGUUUGAAUACCUGUCCUUGGAGCCUACCAUUCCAAUCACUGGGGGAGGCAGGAUUCCUUAUCACUCCUUAAUUGGCAGAGUGGACUUCAUGAACAUCUCCUUCAGUUACCCAACAAGGCCUGGGCAUCAGAUUCUGAAGAACUUCACCCUCACCUUGCCCCCCUGUAAGACAGUGGCCAUCGUUGGGGAGUCUGGAGGAGGUAAAUCCACUGUGGCCAGCUUGCUGGAACGCUUCUACGACCCCAGCAGUGGGGUGGUCAUGCUGGAUGGGCUGGACGUUCGAACCCUUGACCCCUCCUGGCUCAGGGGGAAGGUCAUUGGGUUCAUCAACCAGGAGCCUGUACUGUUCAGCACAUCCGUGAUGGACAACAUUCGCUUCGGCAAGCCGGAGGCCACUGACGCCGAGGUCAUCACCGCCGCCAAGCAGGCCAACGCACACCGAUUCAUCACCGCCUUUCCCGACGGUUAUAACACCAUGGUCGGUGAGCGUGGGGUAACACUUUCAGGAGGCCAAAAACAGCGCAUCGCUAUUGCCCGUGCCCUGAUCAAGAACCCCAGCAUCCUGGUUCUGGAUGAAGCUACCAGCGCCCUGGAUGCCGAGUCAGAGCGGGUGGUGCAGGAGGCCCUGGAACGGGCGACCACGGGCCGCACCGUACUCAUCAUCGCCCACCGCCUGAGCACCAUCAAGGGGGCUGAUCUCAUCUGCGUGCUCAGCAAUGGGCGCAUCGUAGAGGCUGGAACACACUUCGAUCUUCUGAAUAAAGGAGGCCUCUAUGCAGAUCUGAUCCAGAGACAGAGAACAGAGGAACAAAAAUAAACACGCUAUCAUACUACAAAUGCUCUGGACUGCUCUAUGGUCAGUCCAACAGUCCAAGAGCAGAAUCACUCCCAGACUUAAACAUUACCAAAAUAAUUGCUUAGCCUAACCAACAGGGCAGUUUAUUACAAUGAUUAUAUUUUAGUUGAGUCUCAGAAUAUACAUUGGAUAUUAAUGUCUCUUUUGUUUGUGAACCUAUACAUUAUUUUAAUGAAUUGGUCAAUGACUGAAGAAUGUUCAAAUAUUGAAAUGUAUGUUUUACCUACUUAGAGUAAUGCCUCUAGGUGUAUAUAAUUUUAUGGUUAGUACACUUGGAAGUUGCUAUUUUUUACAUAGUGGGUGUUUUUUAAUUGACAGGUUGGAAAGUAAUUAUUUGACACUAAGUAAAUAAAGAUCAUUUCGUGGAUCAUAUUUUUUAUAGAAAAAGAUUCCAUCAAAAUAGAAAAAUAACUUUCGGUUACAGGAAUUACAAAAGUAAUUUAUGAUAAAUGUGCAGUACAGUUCAAUGUGCUUAUUUGUGUAACAUAAAUUGUUAAUUAAUGAGCAUUAUAGUGGUGCCCUGUAUGGAUGAUUACAUGUACCUGUCUGGAAUUACUAUUUUAUCUGCUGUAAAUACUGUCAUUGGUACCAAUCCUUUCAUUGUAAUGAUUAUUGCUUUAUUGGAGUGACUUGCAAAUUCAGUUUUGAUGCAUUGCAGAAUGAUUGAAAUGUUAAAUAAAAAUAAGCAUUUCUAUCUAUA
Anguilla rostrata (American eel) is the source of this 3008-nucleotide messenger RNA. It is a transcript of the gene abcb8, whose product is annotated as ATP-binding cassette, sub-family B (MDR/TAP), member 8. The record is from RefSeq and is a predicted model, not a curated record. Bases 137 to 2269 code for a protein of 710 amino acids. NCBI's taxonomy places the organism in Eukaryota, Metazoa, Chordata, Actinopteri, Anguilliformes, Anguillidae. Gene Ontology annotation, molecular function: ABC-type transporter activity; ATP binding; ATP hydrolysis activity. The transcript is spliced from 16 exons. Gene Ontology annotation, cellular component: membrane. Gene Ontology annotation, biological process: transmembrane transport.